Triticum urartu is the source of this 648-nucleotide messenger RNA. The record is from RefSeq and is a predicted model, not a curated record. NCBI's taxonomy places the organism in Eukaryota, Viridiplantae, Streptophyta, Magnoliopsida, Poales, Poaceae.
AUGGAGUUUCACCACCUGAUCCAGAAACACUCUAGCUACCCCAGGAGCUGUGAAUGGAUGUUUCAGAGGAAUGAAAUGACUACAUCUGGCAAGGCUGCUAAUCUUCUUAAAGACGUAUUCCAGAAUUCCUAUGACGAGGCAUUAAACUGUCUCAAUACCAAUUACUAUGGAUGCAAACGGGUAACAGAGGCUCUUCUGCCACUUUUGAAGCUAUCUACAUCAGGUGCAAGGAUUGUUAAUGCCUCCUCCCUUGCGUUGGAGCUGAAGAGAAUGCCAAACGAGAAGCUUCGAAAUGAUUUGUGCGACAUCAACCUCUGGGAUGAGGACCGAAUAGAAGCAGUGUUGAACACAUUCUUGGAGGACCUGAAGAACGGGCGGCUUGAACAGGCCGGGUGGCCCAUCAUGCUGCCAACAUACAGUGUAUCGAAAAUGAUCAUCAAUCUGUACACCAGGAUCAUGGCAAGGAGGUAUCCAGAGAUGCGCAUCAAUUGCGUUAGACCUGGCUUUGUCAAGACUGACAUCUGCUGGAAUCUAGGGCUAUUGACUCCUGAACAAGGUGCAAGAGGGCCAGUCAUGCUAGCUCUGCUCCCUGACAAUGGACCAACUGGGUGCUAUUUUGAUCAGACAGAAAUGGUGAACGUUUGGUGA